This is a messenger RNA of Chara braunii, 1519 nucleotides long. NCBI's taxonomy places the organism in Eukaryota, Viridiplantae, Streptophyta, Charophyceae, Charales, Characeae. The record is from the annotation of a GenBank genome assembly.
GAAAAAAGAGAGAAGGGAGAGAGGUAUUAUUUUUGAGAGUGUGAGGAAGGGUAAGAGGACUGUUCGUCCAAAAGUGAGCAAAGUGCAGACCCCUCUUGAGAGAUCUACUGACGCCCUAUCCUCCAGCAUGGUAGACAUCAGAUGAGAGCAAUGGAAGGUCAUGCUGGACGCAGCGACCGAGAACGAGAAACCUUUCUUUCAGAAACUUUAUGAGGACGUAAUGCAUAGAGAGAGGGAGGCAGAGGCAGCAGCUAAAGCCACAAGUAUUGCUACACAAGUAGCCCUCCUCGAGGUUCCGGAAUUGAAUGAUGACCGGUUCCAGGAUAAGUUAGUUGUUGUCGUAGUAGCCUUGGUUCGACUGCGAACCUUGGAAUUUAUAGAGUCCCGUAUGACAGUUCUAGAGCAACGGAACCAAGAGUUGCAGGCUGAGAUAGUCAGCCUCAAACAAUCCCAACUGUCUGCCCCCCGUCCUCCUAAUCCUCGUCCUGCUGUAGUCCUAGUUUCUCACCCUAACACAGUCCUCAUGCAAAGAGCAAGCGGAACUGUGACGAGUGCAGGAACUGUUGCCAGCUCCUCAAGCAGCAACGCCGACAGUUCUGCACUGGUCCCAGUCCCAAAUGCGGGAACAUCAACCCAAAACGCCGCAGUUGUUAUUGGCGUACAAUACAGCGGUCCCGUAGUGGACAAGAGGGCGGUCACUCUGCCGUCCAAGUACGACGGGAAGGGGGACAUCACCUCUUGGAUUAGCUUCAUGCGCUCAUACUUCGAGGUACUGCGAACACCGCCGGAAGACCAAAGCAUGAUCAUGGGCACGAAUACUGAGCCCGCCGUACGGAGUUUCAUAGAAAUCCAAGAUGUUACUGCAGGUUAUGAGAGAAUUGAUCUGACUGAGUGGUUGAAAGUGACUCCUGUACGUACUCUUGAGGACCUCCUCAUCACGCAGUAUCAAGAUAAGCAAGUUGCACUCAAGGCAAGGCUAAAGCUUGAGGCCCUCAAGGGCCAAAAGUGGAGGACUUCCAUGCAGGCUUUGGAGCAGCACCUGACUGGUCUGUUCACCACUCCAAACCUUGGAUGGACUGACGUGUCUUGCAUGGAUGUAGUUAUGGGAGUGGCCCCUGAAGGAUAUGUCUCCCGGCUAGGACUCAAAGACCAUACGACUUGGCGAGAGCUACUGACGGAUCUAGUCAAUCUAGAAGCCAAGGACGUCGCCAAGCGUGCAAAGGCACCCGCUGCAGGUCGAACCUCGCAACGCAAGCGGUACGGAAGCAGCUAUCAGUUUGCCCUGCAUGAACAUCGGGAGGCUGAGGAGCAGUCGUAUGCGGAUGAUCUUUGUCUAGAUGACAACCUAGAGCCGGACUCCGACGUGGACUGUUCUACAUCAGCCCUUGAGUCUGACAUAAAUGCUGAAGAAAAAAUGCAAUGCCUUUAAAAAGACUGCUUCAAGCAAGGGGUCUAACCGUGGUUCGGGUAAAGGGCCUAUAGCACACCUCCCCAAGAAUGCAAAGAUCCCUGAGAAAUC